Phytophthora sojae is the source of this 889-nucleotide messenger RNA. RefSeq lists its product as hypothetical. Gene Ontology annotation, molecular function: structural constituent of ribosome; RNA binding. Gene Ontology annotation, cellular component: cytosolic large ribosomal subunit. NCBI's taxonomy places the organism in Eukaryota, Oomycota, Peronosporomycetes, Peronosporales, Peronosporaceae. The record is from RefSeq and is a predicted model, not a curated record. The transcript is spliced from 3 exons. Gene Ontology annotation, biological process: maturation of LSU-rRNA from tricistronic rRNA transcript (SSU-rRNA, 5.8S rRNA, LSU-rRNA). The coding region runs from base 16 to 750 and encodes 244 amino acids.
GUUAAUAGUCGCACCAUGGCUCCCGCUGCCCCGAAAGUUCUCGUCCCUGAGUCGAUCCUCAAGAAGCGUCGCACGCUCGAGCAGGUGAAGGCCAAGCGCGCCGCCAAGGCCGCCGCCGACAAGGUCCACCGCAAGAAGGUCCGCCAGAUCGCCUUCAAGAGCGCCGAGAAGUACGUCAAGGAGUACCGUCAGCUCGAGAAGCAGAGCGUGAUCCUGCGGCGCCAGGCCAAGUCCACGGGCAACUUCUACGUGCCCGCUGAGGCCAAGUUCGCCUUCGUGAUCCGCAUCCGCGGUAUCAUCGGCGUGUCCCCCAAGGUGCGCAAGAUCCUGCAGCUCCUGCGUCUGCGCCAGAUCCAGAACGGCGUGUUCGUGAAGCUCAACAAGGCCACCAUCAACAUGCUGCGCCUGGUCGAGCCCUUCGUGACGUACGGCUACCCCAACCUCAAGGUCACCCGCGAGCUGAUCUACAAGCGCGGAUUCGGCAAGGUCCGUGGCCAGCGUAUCCCCCUGACGGACAACGCCGUGAUCGAGAAGUCCCUGGGCCACGUCGGCAUCAUCUGUAUCGAGGACCUGAUCCACGAGGUCUUCACGGUCGGCGAGCACUUCAAGCAGGCCGCCAACUUCCUGUGGCCCUUCCAGCUGUCGUCCCCCAACGGCGGCUACACCAAGAAGCUGCUGCACUUCGCUGAGGGCGGCGACGCUGGCAACCGCGGCGCCGAGAUCAACAAGUUCAUCAAGCAGUGCCUGUAAGGUGCUAACUGCCUGGUCGUUCUUGCGAGGUUUCUUCCAGCAGCAACGCGGUGUUUGGGUGGGCUACUCCCUCAGCUCGCUCGGAUGCUUUAACAAAUCGGUUUGAAAGAUAAUGAAAGGGUCUUUUUGACUACCAAAC